AUUAAUUCUUUCAUUUCAAACGGAAGUUCGUUAUUUGCUUUUUGGAGAAAAGGCGGUUCUGUUCUUUUUUUUUUUUUUUUUCACUCAGCAUCAGAACCUCACACUUCACUCCAGUCGUCGCCUCAUCCACGCUGAGGACUUGUCUCCUCUGUAGACCUGGACCCUGUUGGACCUGAAGGGACAGACUCUCUCAGCUCUCAGGAUUAUGCUGCUGUGRUCACAGACAGAAGGGACAAGCUGCCAGGCUAAACUUCAGACCUGCUGAGCUUCACACAGGAAGACAGAGCAACACUUGUGAUCUUCAUCUUCUCCCUCCUCCUCCUCCUCCUCCUCCUCCUCUGAAGUGACACAGCUGCUCCUGAUGGAGGCCAGAGGGAAGUACGAGUUCACAGCCAGCGCUGACGACGAGCUCAGCUUCAGAAAGGGCGACAUCCUGAAGGUGUUGGGCUUCGAGGAAGACUGGUGUAAAGCUGAGAUUAACGGACAGGAAGGCUUCAUACCAAAGAACUACAUCGAGCUGCAGGUCCCACAGUGGUUUCGGGAGAACAUCAGCCGAACGGCUGCAGAGGAGCUCCUGAGGCACAACUCCUUGGGGGACUUUGUGAUCCGAGGCUGUCAGAGCUCCCCUGGAGAUUACUCCAUCUCUGUCAAACAUGAGAACGACGUCCAGCACUUCAAAGUGAUGAGGGACAAUAAAGGCCAGUACUUCCUGUGGUCCGAAAAGUUCACCUCCAUAAACAAGAUGGUGGAGUUCUACAAAACCACGUCCAUCUCCAGAACCAGACAGAUCUUCCUCAGAGARGGCAGCGAAGACAGCCGGAGCUCCACCUCGGCCCAGGUGAAGAGAGGAAGUCUGCCCGAACAGCGUGUCACAGCUGCGGCCGUCGUGGCCUCGCCUCGCAGGGCUUCAGACCAGACCAAUAAAAGAUCAGGUCUGGAGGAGCGAGCUCACACCAUCGGACACACGGGCAGAUGCAGCCCCGUCAGCUCUGCUUGUCCUCCCCGCCGCACCUCAGAGACCAUGCCUCUGCCUCAGCGGGCGUCCACCAAUAAGAGUUUGCUUCCCUCCACGGUGCAGGUGAAGGCGCUCUACGACUUCAAAGCAGAGGAAGGGGACGAGCUGGAGUUUUUCGCCGGCGACAUCAUCGAGGUGCUGGAUCGCUCCGACCGCGCCUGGUGGACGGGGAGGCUGCGGGGGAAAAGCGGCUUGUUUCCUGCAAAUUACACAAUACAGCUGUGAGGAAACACAAUGGUGCUUUUUACUACACACAACCGCCCCGCCGGUGCACGAGUCCACUGCAGAGGACUGUACGAAGAGCCACCCCCACACAGCAGCGGGGCUCCUUCAGCUCAGAACAUUUCUUUACAGAGGAGCCUCCUGAACAGGAAGUGCUGCAGGUGGCACAGGUGGAAUGUUUUUUUUUUACUGUUUUUUACGACGCGUGUGCCGGCAGUAAUCUUUCAGAUGUUGCUGGCCAAGCUGCUGAMGAAUUUACUCUUAAUGCUCAUUUGUUUCCGUUCUCACAGCAAAAGCACAGAUCUGUAACUUCCUGCAGCUUUCUGACUUUUAAAAUAAUAUUUUUAUCACUUAUUUCACAUUUAAAUCCGAUGAUGGGAAACGACUGAAAAACAACUUCCUUCAUCACGUUUAAUUUUCGUAUUUAUUUAGGGUCUUCUGUUUUGUGUUACUUUUUGUAUUUUUAUGUUAUUUUGUUCCGUGACGAGUCAGAAAAGCUGAAAGCUAAAAUGAGAAGAUUUGUUCUUUAAAGCUGUUGAGCCACCUGUAACAGGUGAUGCUGCACCUAAA
Messenger RNA from Austrofundulus limnaeus, 1807 nucleotides. RefSeq names its product GRB2 related adaptor protein 2a (gene grap2a). Gene Ontology annotation, molecular function: protein binding. The coding region runs from base 362 to 1240 and encodes 292 amino acids. NCBI's taxonomy places the organism in Eukaryota, Metazoa, Chordata, Actinopteri, Cyprinodontiformes, Rivulidae. The transcript is spliced from 8 exons. The record is from RefSeq and is a predicted model, not a curated record.